Messenger RNA from Pseudocercospora fijiensis CIRAD86, 777 nucleotides. RefSeq lists its product as uncharacterized. Gene Ontology annotation, molecular function: proton-transporting ATPase activity, rotational mechanism. The coding region runs from base 1 to 777 and encodes 258 amino acids. Gene Ontology annotation, biological process: vacuolar acidification. Gene Ontology annotation, cellular component: fungal-type vacuole membrane; vacuolar proton-transporting V-type ATPase complex. Lineage: Eukaryota; Fungi; Ascomycota; Dothideomycetes; Mycosphaerellales; Mycosphaerellaceae. The record is from RefSeq and is a predicted model, not a curated record. The transcript has 3 exons.
AUGUCGGGCCAGGACAGAGAAGCCGUCUUCCCGACCCGUCAGUCUCUUGCGCAGAUGAAGUCAAAGCUGAAAGGCGCCCAAAUCGGCCACGAUCUGCUCAAGCGCAAGUCCGAAGCCCUCACCAAGCGAUUUCGAGAAAUUACACGCCGAAUCGAUGAAGCGAAACGAAAGAUGGGUCGCGUGAUGCAGAUAGCAGCAUUCUCGCUGGCCGAAGUCACGUAUGCCGUUGGAAAUACUGGAUUUGCAUAUCAGAUUGUAGAGUCAGCGCGGCAAGCCAAGUUCCGCGUGCGAACAAAGCAGGAGAAUGUGUCUGGUGUAUUUCUGCCAACCUUUGAAAGUUUUCAGCAAGAAGGUGUCAGCGAAUACGCAAUGACUGGUCUUGGAAAGGGUGGUCAGCAGGUACAAAAGUGCCGAGAGACAUAUACACGCGCAGUCGAGACGCUGGUCGAGCUUGCAUCGUUGCAGACUGCGUUCGUAAUUCUGGACGAGGUCAUAAAGAUUGUGAACCGGAGAGUGAACGCCAUUGAACACGUCAUCAUACCACGGACCGAGAGAACGAUCAAAUACAUCAAUUCAGAGCUGGAUGAGAUGGAUCGAGAAGAAUUCUUCAGAUUGAAGAAGGUAAAAGGUUUGAAGGAGAGGGCGCAAGCCAAGGAAGAGGAAGAACGAAAAAAGAAGCGGAGGGACAGCGACAAAGAGAACGACACUCAAGGCCAGGACCAAAGUGCAACCAAGAACGUGCUGGGAGACGAAGCUGACGAGGAUCUCAUAUUCUAG